Molecule: messenger RNA, 1035 nt
Organism: Epithele typhae
Lineage: Eukaryota; Fungi; Basidiomycota; Agaricomycetes; Polyporales; Epitheliaceae
Exons: 7
Coding region: 1-1035 (344 amino acids)
Cellular component (GO): nucleus
Molecular function (GO): ubiquitin protein ligase activity
Source: RefSeq, a predicted model, not a curated record
AUGACGAAACACAGCAAAAACAACACCGCGUCCUCUAUCUUUUCUUACGCUGAAUACAAGAAGUUGGACUAUGGCACAAAACGACAACGUCUAGGGAACGAGUCCAUGCGUCGCUUCGAUGCGUGCGCACUGUGCUUGCAACGCGCGCGUGACCCCGUUGCGUGCCAGAAGGGCCACCUGUUUUGCAGGGAGUGCGUCUUGACGGACCUUGUGACCCAAAUCGGUGACAUAAAGAGGCAGAAGGUCAAGCUCGAGGCCCUCGAGAAAGAAGCGGAGGAGGAGCGCCAGCGGGCGAGGGAAGCAGCGCGGGAGCGCGUCCUGCGUGAAUUCGAGAAGGGCCAGCUCGGGCUCGCCGCCACCUCGACCGUCUCGACCGUCUCGGGACUCGACGGCUCAGCAGCCCGGGGGACGAAGCGCAAGUUCGACUUCGACGCGAGCGAGGUCGAGGGCCUCGCGCGCGAGGCGGAGGAGGCCGCGCUGCGCCAGAUCGAGCGCGAGCAGGCGGACGCGCUGAAGAGCAAGCUGCCCGACUUCUGGCUCCCGUCGCUCACGCCGACGUACGCCGGGCCCGCGGGCGCGGCGCCGACGAGCCUCGCGGACAUCAAGCUCCAGACAACGUGCCACGGGGGGCCGCCGCACCCGCUCGCGAGGAAGCAUUUGAUCGCGGUGAAGUGGUCGUUCGACACGUCGUUGGGGUCGGCGGGCAAGUCAGUAGAGGCGACCCCCGCAUCGACGGAAAGCGGGGAGAGCACCACGGCACCGAAGGGCGCGACGCGAGAAGAGGAGAAGCCGCCCAUUUGUCCGUCGUGCAAGAAGCAGCUGUCGAACAACACGCUCCUGCAUCUCAUGAAGCCGUGCGGACAUGUGACGUGCAAAACAUGUACAGAUACCCUUGUACGGCCGGCGAAGCAGUGUAUUCUAUGUGAUGUGAAGCUGGACAAGAAGGAUAUUAUUGACCUCACGAGAGAAGGAACUGGAUACGCGGCUGGCGGUCUCGCAGAGACAUCCAAGAAGGGUAUUGCUUUCCAGGGAUGA